Molecule: messenger RNA, 1636 nt
Organism: Eptesicus fuscus (big brown bat)
Lineage: Eukaryota; Metazoa; Chordata; Mammalia; Chiroptera; Vespertilionidae
Product: triggering receptor expressed on myeloid cells 3-like
Exons: 4
Coding region: 252-812 (186 amino acids)
Biological process (GO): chemokine production; neutrophil-mediated killing of gram-negative bacterium; cytokine production involved in immune response
Cellular component (GO): cell surface
Molecular function (GO): signaling receptor activity
Source: RefSeq, a predicted model, not a curated record
GCCCAUGGGAGGGAGGCAGCUGGCAGGCUUGGCCCAGAGAGCCCCCACCCAGGCCCAGAGACAACGGGGCAGGGGAGGGUCCCGCGUAGGCCCAGGCCUCCCCUCCUCCCUGCCCCCCUCCCCACCUCCCACCUGCAGUCUUUGCCUUCCUCAGCUCUUCUUCCCAGACAGGCUGGGCGGCUGCUGAACCCGCCAGCUCAGGCACCCUCUCCUCAGGGCGGCCGCUGCCUCCCCAGCUCCCACCGAGGGCCAUGGCCUGGGAGGCCACGCACCUGCUGCCCCUUGUCCUGCUGGUGCUCCUGGCCUCAGGCUCCUGGGAGCAGCAGCCACAGCCGCUGCGGAAACGGGAAGGGGAGGAAGUCUCCGUAAGGUGCGAGUAUCCUCCCCAGAGAGGCUCGAAGACGAAAACCUGGUGCAGAAUAACAACAGCAGAAACUUGUAACAUAUUAGUCACCAGUCCCAGGCUCCGGGGCCAGCCUGGAAACACGCGAUAUGUCAUCAGGGAUUACCCCCAAUGGGGGUACUUCACUGUCACCAUGACUGCGCUCAGAGAGGACUCGGGUUGGUAUUGGUGUGGAACCUUGGAAUCUUCCGGGAUCGCUCUUCUCAGAGCCAUCCGUCUGGUGGUAUCUCCGGGCGUGCCGCCUGCCCCUGCCCUUCCCGAGCUGCGGCUGCUGGCUAUUGUUCUGACCUGCGGAUUUGUCCUGAACAAGGGCCUGGUGUUCUCAGUCCUGUUUGUUCUUCUCCGGAAAGCCAGGGCCUCAGGCGAGCCAGACCCAGGGGAGCAGCAAAGUCACCCUUCCAGGAGCUGACGGGCAUGCCUUCCUCCCCUAGCAAACAUCACAUUCCACUCUCUGCUCACCAGAUGAACAAACAAAUAAACUUCUCUCUCAGGGAAGUGAAAGGCUCCCUAAACUUCUUGUGUGAGGUCUCUGCCCGGCCCCUUUCUUAUGUAGAGGAAGGUACUGAGUGGAAAGCAUGGGGAGCUGGGAGGAAGGAGACCCACUGAACUAAUCAGAGGCCAAGAAAAUGGCAAACUAUCUUUUUAUAAAAUUAAAUACAACAACUGGGACUCAAAGAAGCAUCCAAAUGAACCUGUGUGUGCUCCCUUGCUGCUGUUCAGACCCGCUCUGCUGGGGCGUCUCUGGCCCUCCGGUGAAACCUAUGGCAAGACCCAUCACAUUUCUGAAAAAUGUUUUUAUUUUGAAAUUAAAUUUAUUGGGGUGAUAUUGGUUAAUAAAAUUAUAUAGACUAUUUUUUAGAGCAGUUUUAGGUUGCCAGCAAAAUUAAGGAUACAGUACAGUCCCCACACAUGCACAGCCUCCCCACUAUCAGGAUCCCAGCCCACACACACAGUCAUCCAUGGACACACUUCACCAUUCAUCUGGUUUUAUGGAUUUUAUUUUUAUUUUUUCCACCUCCAUCCCCUAGCUGCACUUCCUACCCGUUGCCCCAUAGGUAUCCUCUUAAUAUAUUUAAUGCAUAUGUCCUCUCAAUCUACUUUCCAUAAUGUAUUUACAUUUGUGUAGGUCAUUGAAAACACAUAGAAGUGAUUCAUGUGCUUUGUUUUAUACGCAUUUCCCUCUCUGCUUCUGGGAAUGACUCUCAAAGCCACACUUUUCCAUAAAAUAUGUGC